AUGAAGCUCCGCAACAAGGCGGCGGCGCUGCUCCUGCUCGCGCUGGCCGCGCUCCUGCUCGCGCUUCUGUCCCUGCGCGCCGGCCGCGCCGCACCCGCAGCGCCCCUCGCGCGCCCCGCGUCCACCCCGCCGCGCCGCCCCGCGCCGGCCCCCGCGCGCCUCCCCGGCUGGAGCGCCCUCCCGGGGGCCGGCCCGAGCGCUCGUCGGCGCCGGCCUCCUCGCCUGCGCCCCCGUGCCGGCCGUCGGGGCGCCGUGAGCCUGAAAUCGGCGAGGAGGCCUGGAGAACUCAGGAGUUUCCAGGCUGUGCUGCCACCCGAGCUCUGGAUCCACUUGGCGGUGGUGGCCUGUGGCAAUCGGCUGGAGGAGACGCUUGUCAUGCUCAAAUCUGCCGUGCUCUUUAGCCACAGGAAGAUGCAGUUUCACAUCUUCACCGAAGAAUCUCUGAAGCAUGAGUUUGAUAAGCAGCUUCGACAGUGGCCUGACUCAUAUACAAAGAAGUUUGAGCACAGAAUCUACCCCAUCACAUUUUCAGCUGGAAACCCUCAGGAAUGGAAGAAAUUAUUCAAACCCUGUGCUGCCCAGAGACUCUUUCUUCCGGUAAUUUUAAAGGAUGUGGACUCCCUUCUCUACGUGGACACCGAUGUUCUCUUUCUGCGACCUGUUGAUGACAUCUGGAAGCUUCUGAGGCAGUUUAAUUCCACUCAGCUUGCAGCCAUGGCCCCCGAGCAUGAAAUCCCCAAGAUCGGCUGGUACAGCCGCUUUGCCCGGCACCCUUUCUAUGGCUCCGCGGGGGUUAACUCAGGAGUCAUGCUAAUGAAUUUAACUCGGAUAAGAAGUGCCCAGUUCAAGAACAGCAUGAUUUCAACAGGCUUGGCUUGGGAGGACAUGCUGUACCCUCUCUACCAGAAGUACAAGAAUGCCAUCACUUGGGGAGACCAGGACUUAUUAAAUAUUAUUUUUUAUUUCAACCCAGAGUGUCUCUACGUGUUCCCCUGCCAGUGGAACUACCGUCCUGAUCACUGCAUGUAUGGAAGCAAUUGCAGAGAGGCAGAGCGGGAAGGUGUAUCUGUCCUGCAUGGGAAUCGAGGUGUCUACCAUGACGAGAAGCAGCCAACUUUCAAAGCACUCUAUGAGGCGAUCCGAGAUUUUCCCUUUCAAGACAAUCUCUUUCAAUCCAUGUAUUACCCUCUUCAGCUGAAGUUUUUGGAGACUGUGCACACUUUAUGUGGACGAAUUCCACAGGUUUUUCUGAAGCAAAUUGAGAAAACAAUGAAAAGGGCCUAUGAGAAACACGUCAUCAUCCAUGUUGGCCCCAACCAGAUGCACUGA
Messenger RNA from Rangifer tarandus platyrhynchus (Svalbard reindeer), 1329 nucleotides. The record is from the annotation of a GenBank genome assembly. Lineage: Eukaryota; Metazoa; Chordata; Mammalia; Artiodactyla; Cervidae.